Molecule: messenger RNA, 2007 nt
Organism: Synchiropus splendidus (mandarinfish)
Lineage: Eukaryota; Metazoa; Chordata; Actinopteri; Syngnathiformes; Callionymidae
Product: 5-beta-cholestane-3-alpha,7-alpha-diol 12-alpha-hydroxylase-like
Exons: 1
Coding region: 37-1572 (511 amino acids)
Molecular function (GO): sterol 12-alpha-hydroxylase activity; heme binding; iron ion binding
Source: RefSeq, a predicted model, not a curated record
CCAGUGUUUGUUGCUGCUUCCUGAGAGUCGUGAAACAUGGAGUCUCUGGUGGCACUUGUCCUCACCCUCGCUGCCGCAGCUCUGGGCGUCUGGUACCUGCUGGGGGUUUUCCGGCAGCGCCGUCCUGGAGAGCCCCCUCUGGACAAGGGGCUGGUUCCCUGGCUCGGUCAUGUCCUGGAGUUUCGCAGGAACACCAUGAAGUUCCUGGAGAGGAUGCAGCAGAAGCACGGCAAUGUCUUCACCGUACGGCUGGGGGGCCACUACGUGACCUUUCUUCAGGAUCCCUUCUCUUUGGGCGCUUUUACCAAAGAGAGCCGGGAAAAGCUGAAUUUCAACAAGUUUGCUGAGCAGCUGGUGCUGCGAGUGUUUGGCUACAGAGCUAUUGAGGGGGGUCACGACAUCCUGAUCUCCUCCAGCAACAAGCACCUGAAGGGCGACGGCCUGGAGGUCAUGACUCAGGCCAUGACGACUAACCUACAGAACCUCAUGCUGCACAGCAUCAGAUCUGGUCCAGACCACAGGACCUGGGUUGAAGAUGGACUCUUCGUGUACUGUUACAACGUGGUGUUCAGAGCUGGCUACCUGUCCUUGUAUGGAAACCAGCCUCACACAAGUGAGGGCAGUGAGGAGACGGCCAAGGAGAGAGACAGAAGGGAGUCGGAGGCUUUGUUCCAUGAAUUCCGGAAAUAUGACCAGCUGUUUCCCAACCUGGCUUACGGGAUUCUGACCCCCAAAAAACGGCUGGAGGUGCAGAGACUGUUGGAAUUCUUCUGGGAUGCCUUGUCAGUGGGCAAGAUCAAGUCCAGAGACAACAUCGGUGGAUGGGUGAGGGACUUGCAGCGAGCCAAAGAGCAGAGGGGGAUGAAGGAGGACAUGAUAUCCAGGUACAUGUUUGUGCUUCUCUGGGCGUCGCAGGGCAACACUGGGCCCUCUUCCUUCUGGCUUCUCCUCUUCCUCAUGAAGCACCCAGAAGCCAUGGAGGCUGCCAAGAAAGAGGUGGAGGAGAUCGUGAAACAGUCUGGGCAGGAGGUCAGUCGGGACGGUCCUUUGCUGGACGUGAGCCGUGAAAUGCUGAUGAAAGCGACGACCCUGGACAGCAUCAUUGAAGAGACCCUCAGACUCACAGCUGCCCCCCUCCUCACGCGGGCAGUGCUUCAGGACAUGACCAUCAAGAUGGCCGACGGCCGCGAGUACUUGCUUCGCCAAGGCGACAGGAUGGCGGUGUUCCCCUACAACGCUGUCCACAUGGACCCGGAGAUCCACCCGGACCCUCUCUCCUUCAGGUACGACCGCUUCCUCCGUCCAGACGGGAGCAAGAAAAGCGACUUUUUCAAGGGAGGGAAGAAGGUCCGCUACGGCACCAUGCCCUGGGGCGCCGGGGUCUCCAUGUGUCCGGGCCGGUUCUUUGCCACCAACGAGCUGAAGCAGUUUGUUUUCCUCAUGCUGGUCUACUUCCAGUUCGAGCUCAAGGAUCCUGAGGAGAAGGUCCCGGACAUCGAUAACAGACGAUGGGGAUUUGGAUCCAUGCAGCCGGACAGAGAAGUUCAGUUCCGGUACAGACUCAAGUACUGAUCUGCUCCAUUUGUUUAAGUUUGUUUUUGUGAUGUGGCUGAAUGGGAAUAUCAACGACACAAAUGGCUCCGUGUUGGACACUGAAAUGAUUCCAGAUUCACUUCAUCACUGGUUCAUGUUAGUUCUCCCGCUGUCUCCACUCGCUAUCAAACAUGCAAUCCACAACUUCAAAGAACAAUAAUAAAAAUAUUAAUAUGGCAGUCGUGGCAGUCUUCAGUUUUGCUUUGUCAGCAAGUUCAUCACUGAAACAAUGAUUCAGAAUAAAGUUGUUUUUAAAACGUGGUGUGUUUUCCUGUAUAUUUUUAUUAGGAAGAAAAAAAAGACUAAAUAAGAGAAUACCAAAUGACAGAAAGCAAAUCCAAGAAAGCAGGAAAACAAAUGUUUGAACUGAAAAGAAUCAAAAGUCAAAUUGAAUCACGUGAACGGAGAGUCGGG